Molecule: messenger RNA, 1611 nt
Organism: Penicillium canescens
Lineage: Eukaryota; Fungi; Ascomycota; Eurotiomycetes; Eurotiales; Aspergillaceae
Product: sugar porter family MFS transporter
Exons: 3
Coding region: 1-1611 (536 amino acids)
Biological process (GO): carbohydrate transport; transmembrane transport
Cellular component (GO): membrane
Molecular function (GO): carbohydrate:proton symporter activity
Source: RefSeq, a predicted model, not a curated record
AUGGUUCUCUUCAAUCGUCUGGGGCUGGCUGACACUCCUCGGGAGGCCUUCAAUUAUCGGCUGUUUUGGUCUGUGGGAGUCUUCGGUAUCCUUGGAGCGGGUAGAGGAAUUGACGAGGGCCUAGUUGGUGGCAUGAUCACGAUGCGAAGCUUCAAAGACGAGUUUCCAUUAGAAGUAGGUUCUGCUGAAGAGAUCGCCAACCGUGAGUCCACUAUCACAAGUAUGGUGCAACUUGGCUCUAUCGGCGGUGCUCUGUUGGCGUUUCUUCUGUGUGAUCGAAUCGGUCGUGUGAGGUCGCUUCAAGCUCUUACCCUACUUUGGGGCCUCGGCUUCGUGAUUGUCAUUACCAGCUUUGGCAACAUUGGACAGAUUCUCGCUGGCCGAUUUUUGGCCGGCCUCGGGGUUGGUAUGACCACUGUGGUUGGCCCGACAUAUUUAGCAGAGGUUGCUCCCAAGGCAAUUCGUGGUAUGUUGACAAAUAUCUUUGCUGGUGCUGUGUACUUCGGUGUCAUGGUUGCCUAUUUCGCGAAUUGGGGUUGCUCUGAGAAUAUCUCGGAUGCUUCGCGUUCUCAGUGGGUUAUUCCACAAUCGAUUCAUAUCAUGUUCGCAGGAGUCAUCUUCCUUGCAUCUUGGACCGUCCCAGAAAGUCCUCGCUUCCUUGUAAUGAAGGGAAAAGAUGAAGAAGCUCUUACGAAUCUUUGUACACUACGUCAGCUCCCUAUCGAUCAUCCAAGUAUCAGUUCUGAAAUUCUCGACGUCCGUGAUCAGCUGGAACGGGAACAGGAAAGCACCCGAGGCUCUUCAUUCUACGGCAAAGUAAAGGAACUUGUCACGGUCCCGGCAAACCGCUACCGUUUGAUGCUGGGCAUUAUGUCGCAGCUACUCGGGCAAUGGUCUGGCGCGUCAGCAAUCACCAUUUACGCAACUAGCUUCUUCGCUGCACUUGGUAAAACUGGCAGAAGCGAACAGCUUUUCGCCACAUGCAUCCUUGGUGUUGUUAAGUUUUGUUCCGCCUACAUUUGUGCAUUCUUCCUCGUUGAUUUCUUCGGCCGUCGUCGCUCCCUUUACACGGGAAUCCUAUUGCAAACCGUUUCAAUCUGCUAUAUUGCCAUUUACCUGGCCAAGGUUCCGGCCUCGGCGCAUGUUGAUGCUGAUACAGGCGGCAUUACGGGGUCUGCUAAACGCGCCGGCAUUGGCGCCAUCGCAGCUAUCUAUCUUUCUGGCUUUGGCUGGGCAAUGGGCUGGAACUCAUUCCAAUAUUUGGUCAAUGCGGAGAUAUAUCCCAGUCGUCUGCGCGCCAUUGGCUCAUCCCUCGUUAUGUGCAUCCAUUUUGCCAACCAAUUCGGCAACACAAAGGCUGUUCCUAGCAUGGUCAUUGCCAUGACGAAUUACGGCUUCUUUUUCUUUUGCACUGCAGUUUGCGUCCUGGGCUUACUGUGGGUUUGGUUCUUUGUUCCUGAGACUGCAGGAAGGAGUCUUGAAUCAAUGGAUGCAUUAUUCUCCCUGCCUUGGCACCAAAUUGGCCGCCAUGGGAAAGAUCUUUCUCCUGGUGGUAUUGACCACUUCAACGAUAAUGAUUUAGAGAAACCUACCGUGGUUCACCGCGAUUGA